AUGGUGCUUGAAGACUGGCAUGAAGCGGCUUUCGUGGCAGCUGCGACCGUGUUCGAACUGGCCUUGUUUACGCAGCUGACGAUGCUUUUGCUGUACAGGAAGAAGGCAGUGAAAGAGUGGCUCAGGAGCCGCCUCAGCUUUCUCAAAUAUGCACUGCUUCCUCUGUGCUCAGGGAAGGAGGAGGCACUGGUGAGGGAGUCCACCUACCUUCACAUGCGGAUUGCCCGAGGAGUCAUCACCUAUCUGGCGGUUGUAGCGCUUUUUGGGCUCAUUCUGGGACAGGCGACUGCGCUCAUGGGGCAGCCUUUCUGGCUGUCAAUUCCACAGCUUUGGAACAUUUUGGCGUCUGGUCUUCUCGGCCUCACCUGUCUGGUUUUUCCGUCCAUCCUCCGACCUUCCACAACCGACGUCCUCUACAUUGCUUUCAACGCCAUUCCACUCGUGGCACUCUUUCCUUCACACUGUUUGCCCCAGGACCUCUUCAUGAGCUGGUUCGUGAUAUUUAUCCUCAUCCGCUUGCCUUCCAUCCCUUUGGCUUCUUGUGGCCUCACGGUCCUCUUCGCGGACGCUUCCUUCCUCGCGCUGACGGCUCUGCGUAGACGCUACGAUCAUUUCGAGGUCGUGGACAGUCUUGGCCUGAGCACUCGCGAUCCCACCCUGUUAGUCCGCGUGGACAUGUAUGCGACGGUCUCAACCUUGGCCUUCAGCUUCAUCUUCCUUGCAUCGAUGAAAAUGAAAGCAGAGCUGAUCGCGGGCACCAACAACCUGUCCUCGCAGCUGAGUGCUGCCUCGUCACUGCUUCGGCUGACCUGUGAUGCAGUUGUCGAGCUGGACAGCGAGUUGAGGUUCACGGAUCAUUCACCGGAGCUGUCCGCGAUGCUUCUUCAUGAUCGACCGGGCACGACCCUGAAGGCAAAGUGCUUUACUGACUUUAUGCAGCCCGUGGAUGCAGGCAGAGCCAUGGAGAUUCUGGGUGCCAGCAGCAACCGGUCUGCAUUCUCCACGCAGGAGAUCACGGCACACGCCUUUCACACACGUCUCGUGGACAGCUGCUCCUCCAAGCUCUGCGCCGAAGUCUUCCAGGUGAAGUAUUCGAAGCUGGAUGGGAAGUCCUACCAUCUGCUGGGUAUUCGCGACUUCACCGACAUCAAAUCUUUGGCCGGAACCAAUGCUGUGGACGCCUUCACCGAGAGCCAGGACUCCGUGAUGUCCAGCCCCGUCCAGCUCAGCCCACGGAGCUCUGUCGGGGACUCGGAGCCCGACUGCCAGCCGAAGGCCUACCUUGACAUUGACACGGAAGGUAUGGUCGUGCAAUCUGCGUCUCAGCCACUGAUGGCCAGAGCUGGCACGGCCUGCACGGAUCUUUUCCCUUCUCCGCACAUGACAAUGCUUCUAAAUCAGCUCCGCAAAGAGGCCGAGUUGUUUGCAAAACGCGGGGAGGAUCCUCCGAUGAGGGUUCUGAGCUACCAGGACAUGCCCGUCAUUUUCAACGCACCUCACGUCAAUCGCAUCACGGGGAACAUGCAGAUCACGCAGACUCGCUUCGGCCGCUUCAACGUGCUCCUGACCUUCUCCCGACCCAAUAUCAGGCCGGAGCCAGAGGCGCGGAAGAUCCCAGUCGCCACUCUCGAGGGACACUCUGAGCCUGCCAGGGCGAAGGAUGCGAAGGCUUUGGAGCUGCCUCAGCCAGUUGCUUCGCGUGGUCAGCCGGGCCUUUGGCAACUGAGCCAAGGCAUCCGGGAACAGCUGGACAGGCAGCUUCCUCGCGCCGUGCGCCGGCGCUUUCCCCCGGUGCCUGGCAGUGAGGGAAGCAGGAUGGCGCAAGACAGAGCAAAAGACCUAUAA
Symbiodinium sp. CCMP2456 is the source of this 1845-nucleotide messenger RNA. Lineage: Eukaryota; Dinophyceae; Suessiales; Symbiodiniaceae. The record is from the annotation of a GenBank genome assembly.